This is a messenger RNA of Glossina fuscipes, 363 nucleotides long. RefSeq names its product ubiquitin-60S ribosomal protein L40-like. The transcript has a single exon. Bases 1 to 363 code for a protein of 120 amino acids. Gene Ontology annotation, cellular component: ribosome; nucleus; cytoplasm. Gene Ontology annotation, molecular function: ubiquitin protein ligase binding; structural constituent of ribosome; protein tag activity. Lineage: Eukaryota; Metazoa; Arthropoda; Insecta; Diptera; Glossinidae. The record is from RefSeq and is a predicted model, not a curated record. Gene Ontology annotation, biological process: translation; protein ubiquitination; modification-dependent protein catabolic process.
AUGGAAAUGUUCGUAAAAACUGUAACUGCAAAUGCAAUUUGUUUGGUAUUUGAGUCUAGCGAUACCAUCGCAACUGUUAAAGUAAAAAUCGGACAGAAGAAAGGCAUCAUGCCCGAGCGACAAUGUUUCUUCGUUACUGAUACGAACGUUGAAGACGGACGCACUCUUUACGCCCAUCGCAUCCGGAAGUGGUCGACUUUGAAUUUAACGCUUCGUUUACGUGGCGGCGCCAUUGAGCCAUCUUUGCGUCUGCGGGCUCAGAAAUAUAGUUGCGAGAAAAUGAUAUACCGAAAAUGCUAUGCUCCCCGAUAUCAGCGUUCCAUCAAUUGUCGCAAAAAGAUGUAUCGAUCGUGGAGAAAAUAA